Molecule: messenger RNA, 1680 nt
Organism: Cotesia congregata
Lineage: Eukaryota; Metazoa; Arthropoda; Insecta; Hymenoptera; Braconidae
Source: the annotation of a GenBank genome assembly
AUGAUAUUUGUCACGGUUUAUGUUAGGGUAAUGCGACACAACCGAACAAAUAAACUAGGAGCUAUUGUAGAGUUUAAUUUAGUAUACCGCAUAAUGAUUGCACUGAUUGCAAUUCUGAUUAGCCUACUGGUGAGCAGCUCAGCUGACGGAGUGGGAAAAGCUUGGGAAAUAUCACCAAAUCCAAACGCCGAAAUUACGACACAUCCGACAUGGCCACGGCUAGAUUUGUCGGCCUUCGAAGUGAGGAGUGUCAGUGGAAUUGGUCGAUUGACGUCACGCGAAAAUCAAGCGCCGGUUAAUAUUCAAGAAGAGCCCAUUAAAGAUCGGGAGGAAAUUGAUACUUCACCUGAAGAAUCUGGAGAGAAUCGCGUCGCUAAGGAGAUCGAAGACAUGGAAAAUGAUUAUUACAGCCCAGAAGUCAUUUAUGAUCACCCAAUCUUCCAGGGUGUGAAUAAGAACUCGCGAAAAGACGUCGAAUUGCUACCAGGUCCUUGGGAAAAAUCGAGAACUCAAAGAACUAGCAGAAAACGUGGUUACUGUCCUGAUAAUGACGACGAGGUGGAAAAUAUUUCUGUUGGAGAAGAAAAAAAUUUGCGCGUACGUCGAGAUGUUGAUGAAAAACAAAUGGAAAAAAUAGCUGCUACUAAAAAUGUACGAGAACCUCGUCUGAGUGCUUCGGAGUCUUGGUCCAAGCAACCAUUGGCGGUUGAGUUUCGCCAUCGCACAGAUUUAGAUGAAAGUACCUCCAGUGUAAAUGAAGAAGAAGUUUCAAGAUCAUCUGCUCGAGGUCAUCAGGCUCCACAUGUUGAUUUUGUCACGGCAAAUCGCAGAAAUUUCGAAGGAAGAGAGUCUCGGGAUUUGCCUUUGCCCAGAGACGCACCAAUGGCUCGAGACUUGCCGAUGUCUAGGUCUUAUGACGAAACUCCUUAUCGCAAUAGUCUUCGGGAGAGAGAUCCUGAUUCGCCUUACUCCCGAGGUUAUUACUACCCAGAUCACUUCAGAACAGAAAGAGAUUACUACGUUAGAGGAGUUAAUGAGCCUGCUGCUUUUUCUAUGGAUCGUUACCGCAUUGAAGACUAUGAUAUGUACCGGAAUCGCCCAACACCGAAGCCCAAGAGGAUAAUAUACUAUGCAACGCUUCCUGAAAUCGUCCGCAAGCCUGUAGAUCUUCGCACUUAUGCUAGACCGUAUGACAGCGUGAGUAGAGCUUCGAUUCCUGUUGGAAUGAUUACACGCGAUCGGUACCAUAAAAGAAUGCCCAGUAUAAUGGACAGAGAUGACACCAGUUACCAGUAUCGGAAUUAUCAAGGUUACAACUCUUACGACCCGUAUGUGAAGAGAUCCAGCUAUUUAGAUCAUCCUUAUGCUCCUUUUAAUGAAAGAUUGGAAGAAGAUCGCUAUCGGGACCAAGAUUUGGAUCACGCCAGCUACAAAGAAGCUCCUGAAACUCGAGAACGUGAAGAUCCCAAGAAGCCAGUUCCUGGAGUCGAGGCUAGGGUUGAACAAGACAAAGCACCUUGGCCAGUUCAAAUCGGAACUGAGAUAAAUGUCAAGGAUAAUCAAAGAGUUUCUGGUAGAAAAGUAUUUGGGCAGUACCCUAACUAUGACAGAUUCCGUCCCAGCGCGAGACUAGAGCGCAAAGACAAUGGAAAUGAUCCCAGUGGAGAAACCAGACACUGA